AUGGCAAGUCCCGGCUUACAGCAGUGGAAAGUGGACAAGCCUUGGCUUGAGCUAAAAUGCGCACUUGGGGAGGGGCCGUUUUACGAGAAGGAGACGAACUCAGUGCGCCUCGUUGACAUUAAAAAGAGUCAGAUACUUACUGUAUCCGCUGCUGAUAAGGGAGAUGGUUCCUCUCUGAGAGUGAUUCAGCUGGAUACGCGCCCAACCGUCACAGUCGAUAUUGAGGGAGUGGACCCUCAGGAUCGUAUCCUGAUCGGUGUCAAGCAUGGAGUCGCUGUGCUGGACCGCCAAGCUGGGACGUACGCAAUGCUUGUGCCGUUCAAUGAACAAAAUAACGAGCGCAUACGAUCCAACGAUGGAGCGGCAGACCCUCAUGGAAAGCUGUGGCUAGGAAGCAUGACUGACAUUGAGUACGGAGAGCCCCAGCCCGAAGGAUUUCUUGCGCGCUUUGGCUCGCCCAAGUCUAGAGAGGAUGUGCUGACGGGCUUGAGCAUUCCCAAUGGGAUUGGUUGGUCACCAGAUAACAAAACGAUGUACUUUACGCACUCCAAAUCUCGAGAGGUGUUUGCAUUUGACUACUCUCUCGAGACUGGAGCUGUCAGCAACAAACGCCUGUGGUACCAGCAUGAAGGACCAGGAGAGCCUGAUGGCUUCCGUGUUGACGUGGAUGGGAACGUGUGGCAUGCCAUUUGGGGCGAGAGCACGGUGCUCAAGAUCAACCCCGAAGGUAAGGUUAUUGGAAGCGUAACUUUACCGACAAGGCACAUCACCUGUGUGCAGUUUGUGGGUACAGAGCUCGUCAUCACUUCAGCAGCGGACGACGAGGGCAAUGAUCUAAGUAAGAAGUAUGGCGGCAGUAUCUUUAAGCAGCAGCAGCAGCAGCAGCAGCAGCAGCAAGCAUUCGCCCUAACAACUGCAGCUUUAACGCCGACAUCGCAUUGGUUACGAGCGAGAGGAGCCUGGAGUGUGAGUAGGAACCCCCUUCAGACGUCAAAGCUCAAGAACCGGUCAGCAGCAGAGGAAGCUGGCAAGUAUCUGGUCAAUGCAAAGCCUGGCUCAUCCCAGCCAUCAUACGAUGCUCUUGCUAGCAUAAACAGCCUUUGA
Trichoderma gamsii is the source of this 1104-nucleotide messenger RNA. RefSeq lists its product as hypothetical. Lineage: Eukaryota; Fungi; Ascomycota; Sordariomycetes; Hypocreales; Hypocreaceae. Gene Ontology annotation, molecular function: gluconolactonase activity; calcium ion binding. The transcript is spliced from 4 exons. The record is from RefSeq and is a predicted model, not a curated record. Gene Ontology annotation, biological process: L-ascorbic acid biosynthetic process. Bases 1 to 1104 code for a protein of 367 amino acids.